AUGAGCACCAGCUCGCGCCAGCGCUCUGCGACCAGAUCUGAUACCCACGACCGAAAUUCGAGCCCAUUCCCAUCUGUGCCUCGAUCCAGAGACGAAAUACACAAUCUCGACGGCCUCGUCUUUAACGUCAACGACUUGCCCAGCCAUACCUCGACGACCACAACCACACCCAAGAUCCCGUCUCAAAGUCUCAACGGUAAGGGCGCUCUCUCGCCGUAUCCUCCGCCGAGGAACCCCAACUUUCUCUCCGCCAGCGGUCUUCGUCCGAGGGCCUCGACUGCGAGCUCCGCCCCGACUACUCCUCGACUCGGGCUCGAUCCCGCAAGGCCAGCUACCAGAGCUGGCCCGCCUCCCCCGUCGGCAAUGUAUCAAAACACCCAACGACAUGCCUCGUCGGCCGAUCCCUCAAGACCAUUCCAGGUCCCUCCUCCACCGCCGCCCAUGUCGCCGCCCGUACAAGGCCAAAUGAGCAACAUGAUGUCGAUACCUCCUCCACCCCCACGAUUCCCCUCUGCUCCUGGCGCAACGGGAGGCAGUGGGAUGAUGCUCCCACCGCCGCCAGGCCCACCGCCUGGAAGCGCAAUGGCUGGUCAGGCGCCAUGGCACGGCGCCUUUGGGCGCAUGUACGAUGGUCGUGGCGGCUUCAACAUGCCACCUCCCCCGCCGGGACAACACCAGGCCUAUAACCCAAAGUUGCAUGCGCAGGUUGCGACGGGCACGACAUUGUCGAUACCGCCUCCGCCUCCACCGAACGAACAUGUCAUGUCUGCGACCUAUAUACCACAAGGCGACACAUACGGCGAAGGGGUUGGAAUACCUGGCUUGGGCGGCUUCGACGAAAAUGCCACAUUCUCGGCAACCUCCCAGAGCUCAUGGCCUACCAACAGCCAGACCAGUGGCGAUACAGCAAUGACUACACCACAAGACGACAUGUCAGGAGGGAGGGACAGGUUGUACACCCAAGCAAUGCACAGCCGUGGCAUGUCAACGACCUCGAAUGCCACUACGACUACCUCCAGCAUCCACCCAGAGCUGGUGGCGCAAUGGCCGUUGGACAAGGUGUUACUGUGGCUGGCUACAAAUCAAUUCUCCAAGGACUGGCAGGAGACUUUCAAGGGACUUAACCUGCAUGGUGCUCACUUCCUCGAGCUCGGUAUGAUGCAUGGUGGUCGGGGAAACUUUGGUAUGAUGCACCAGCAAGUGUACCCGAGGUUAGCCGUCGAGUGUACAAACAGCGGGACAGGUUGGGAUCAGCCGCGGGAGCGAGAAGAAGGAAAAAGAAUGCGACGUCUCGUAAGAAGCAUCGUGACCGGCCGGCCGGUCGACCCGUCCAAAGUCUCGUCGCAUGGCCGGAAAGGGUCCGUCAGCCACAGCAAUAACUUACCUAGCGCUGGGACGGAUAUAGCAGAAUCUCCCAGCGUGGGUAUGAUUACCCGUGUGGGUGAACACCCAAAGACUGAUGGACGGCAGACGCCUAUCAAAGCGCCAGGGCCUGGUUUUGGCGGACGUCGAUAUUCGCAAACAAGAUCGACGACAAUGCCGACUCCGAACAGCACCAUGAGUUCAGAUUCAAGUCAUAGGAACAUCUUGAAGCAAAUUGAUGUUGAUGGAACCCGCCGGCAAAGCCCAAAUGCCAGCGAGUCCGGCGAGGGCACGUUCCGUCCACCCCCCUUACGGACCGACAGCCCAAACGGCAGUCCAAAUCCUCAGAGUGCAUCACUGUUUCCUUCUUCCGCUGGAAACCUGUCAGCCUCUCCACAUUCAACCAAGUUUGGACACAGGUCGAGAAAUAGCACAGACUCUGUGUCUUCCAACGCUGCCAUUUACGGGUCGGGUAUCCCACCCGAAGCCACUCAAAUGCUGCGUAGUGGGAUGAACAUUGCAGAUAUAAUUCAAGCCACCCGAAACGGCGAACCUAGGCGCCACGGUCAGGAUGGAGGGCGUCCGUCACCGCAGGAGUCCACCGGUGACCGUUCAGCGGGUACCGAGCCUCCAUCUUCUGCUAAGGAUUCUAAGAGCUUCCUCAGCUUCUUGUCGAGGAAGAAUAAGCAAAAGAAGGAAGACGGCUUUCCAAGUCCUGACGAUAUGGAAUCGCCAACCUCUCCAGCACUCAGCUUCAAGCCUCAUUCCUUUGGCUCCCGCUUUGGAAACAAUAGCGAAGUAUCUCUGGAUAUUCGGCCUGGAUCCAGCUUUGACGUUCAUGAGAAGGACACGGCCAAGUCUAGGCGUCCUGGCCCGAACAGAAUGUUUGCACUGGCCACCAUGGACGGAUAUAAUUAUCGUAUGUGCGACAUUACUGAGGUCGAGUCGGCCAUGGACCUUCGCCUCAUCAUCUGUGGUAAUUUGGGUUUGAUGGAUGCCACAAAUUCUCAGAUUUUCCUCACUGAGCUUGGCAAAUUCAACCAUGAGAACCCUCUCGAUGACCAGAAACUCCUGAAUAAUCGCAAGCAUAGGGCCGACGCGACGGGAACCCUCAAAUUCUUCAUUCGUCAAGGCGGAAAUGCACCUCAAGGCCCUGGCCACGCUAAUGGCAACCCAACACAUACAUCACUCGAUGAGGAGGCAUACAACCGACUGAACGGCUUGUCGCGGACAAGGUCUAGCUCUUCUCCGCCAACGUCGCGACAAAAUACCAUGACAGGCGAAAGGGUGGAUGACAAGAUGCUUGCCCAAGAAGCAAACGAGUAUCGUGCCGAGAUGGAGCGAAAGCAGCGCGAGUACCUAGAAAAGAGGCGCAAAGUUGCUGGCUCCGGUAAUACGCCAGAGAGCGCUACUACGCCGUAUGGUAUUCACGGCAGAACCGUCGACUUUGAUCAACCACGCCAGUCGCCAUACGAGGACAAGAAGCCGGAAGUGCUGUUUCCCGUACGGAAGCCUCCGGCGCCGCCGAGUGACCCGUCAGCAACCUUGCUGAAAGCAAACUCGUUAAGUAGGAAGACGGGGCACUCAAUGCGGACAUCUGCUGAUGGUGCUCCUGCGCCGCGCCGGCCCUCGACUCUCUUUGAGGACAUGGAGCUCCCCGGUCAGAACGGAGACCGGAAGAAGAAGUCUUCGAGCCAGCCUGUCGCCGGGAUUGGUGCAGCACUUGUGGGUAUGGGCAGAGGCCUCGGCGCAGUUGGUGUUACUGCCAACCGGAUGUCCAGGUCGCCCAACCGAGUGUCAUCGCAACCAGCUUUAGGCAACGAAUACUCAGACCGAGGUAAGGGAGCUAUUUCAUCUGUUGACUUUGGAAAGUCGUUUUCGGGCCGAGAAAGCCCUCAAUCGGCGUUGUCUGGCUCACCCGGCACUCUGACAUGGAGUCGCGGGAACAUGCCCUUCUUUGUGCCUGACUACUCUCCCGAGGGUACUCCGACACCGAGGAGGCAAUCUGAGAAAGGAAUGGCAGCUAAAGCAAAACAAGCAGUACACAGAGUUGUUUCGCGAGAAAUCAGCCCCAGCUCCAUGAACCCGCCCCAAAUCCCUCCGAGUGCACCACCCCAGCCUCAUCGUCGCAAGUCUCAUGGGCCGGACUUUGAUUUCCUUGAAACAGAGGUCAGCUUUGAGAAACCAGCUCCACCACCCGCGCCAGAACGAGGUGAUGAUUCAGGGGACGACUCGGAUGACGGCUUGUUCGCAAUUCCGAUUGCGGCUGCCAAACCCAAACCGACAAAGAUUACUCGCAUCUUUGAUGGCGACGAUUCGCCUGACGAAUCGACCGAUAGGCGGCCAAACUUGACUGUGAACACGUCUAGAUCUAAGGGAAAACAGCUUUCAGUGUCGUUCACCUCUCCCAAGUCGUUGGGCAGUGGCAAUAACAGAACCCCAGAAGGUGAGGAGGAGGAUGCUCUCAUGAGUGCGAGGAGCGGUAAGAGUUCACGCAGAACUCCAAACACGCCCGGUUCUGAGGGUUGGGAGUCGGAGGACAGCAAAUUGAGCAGGAGGAAGUCGUUCGUUGAGAAGGAUGUAUGGGCCAACCGUCCGACCACUGACGCCCUCAUCAACAACCUCGACGAUUUCUUCCCCAACUUGGAUCUUGAUCAACCCGUACUUGAAGAGGGCGAAGCGGAAGCCAACCCUCCGUCUCCCAUUGCUGAAGGAGAGGAGAGGGAAGCCUCUAAACGUCCUGCACCACCUCAGUCACCACCGAGUCUUCGUGCGGCUAUUUCCAACAAUCGAUCGUUCUACAACGACAACGACACACUUGGAUCGGAUGAGUCAACUCUCAAGGCGCUUGAGCGCCCUGUGUCGGUCGCGUCGGUUGCACAAAGGAGUGUUCGACGCUCGGGCGGUCUGGGCCGGAUGAAAUCCAUUCGUGAGGUUGCCCGCGGCGCUCACGAGGCUAACAAGCGGUUCACCACGACGACAACGACACAACCUGGCCAGUCUACUCAGAAUACAUCAGCACUCAUGAGGAGAAAGAGCACAAAGAUGUUCAACGCCAACAUUGUGCAAAUUCGGCCCGAUCAGCGAGGCAGUAUGGUUAUGCCGCAGAUUCCCCAGGACACCAUUCCCAAGCGUCAGACCACGUUUCGGUGGUUCAAGGGUCAACUCAUCGGCAAGGGUACAUACGGUCGUGUCUAUCUCGGUAUGAAUGCUACGACUGGAGAGUUUUUGGCUGUCAAGGAAGUCGAGGUCAAUCCCAAAGCGGCACAGGGCGACAAGGCCAAGAUGCGUGAAUUAGUGGCCGCUCUCGACCAGGAGAUCGAAACCAUGCAGCAUCUCGACCACGUCAACAUUGUGCAAUACCUUGGAUGCGAGCGUAAAGAGACCUCCAUCAGUAUCUUCCUAGAGUACAUUUCUGGUGGCAGUAUUGGGUCUUGCUUGCGCAAGCAUGGCAAGUUUGAGGAGUCUGUUGUCUCGUCGCUUACCCGGCAGAUGCUUUCUGGUCUUGCGUAUCUUCACAGAGAAGGUAUCCUGCAUCGUGACUUGAAGGCCGACAACAUCUUGUUAGACCUCGACGGGACUUGUAAGAUUUCGGAUUUCGGUAUCUCAAAGAAGACGGACAACAUUUACGGCAAUGACAAGUCGAACUCGAUGCAGGGCUCCGUUUUCUGGAUGGCACCAGAGGUCAUCCGCUCUGAGGGUAAGGGAUACAGUGCCAAGGUUGACAUCUGGAGUUUGGGUUGCGUCGUCUUGGAGAUGUUCGCUGGUCGACGACCCUGGUCCAAGGAGGAAGCUGUAGGUGCCAUCUACAAGAUUGCCAACGGCGAGACACCGCCUAUUCCUGAUGAGGUUCGGGAAACAAUCAGUCCGUUGGCCAUCGCCUUCAUGUUGGACUGUUUCACUGUAAACCCACUGGAGCGGCCUACAGCAGAUGUCCUGCUUUCUCAACACCCAUUCUGCGAAUUGGACCCCAACUACAACUUUUUCGAUACGGUAUUGUACUCCAAGAUACGAGGCAAAGACGUUUAG
Molecule: messenger RNA, 5391 nt
Organism: Colletotrichum orchidophilum
Lineage: Eukaryota; Fungi; Ascomycota; Sordariomycetes; Glomerellales; Glomerellaceae
Exons: 2
Coding region: 1-5391 (1796 amino acids)
Biological process (GO): protein phosphorylation
Molecular function (GO): protein kinase activity; ATP binding
Source: RefSeq, a predicted model, not a curated record